CCACAACAGAAACAUAACCAACAAAAUCUAGUGCUUUGCAUUGUGUACCGCAUGUAAUUUACAGAAAAGUGUUAUUUAAUUGACGAUGGAGUAUUCCGUAGGCAGUUUGGGUUCCCUUAUAUCUGGCAUUAAGGCAGGAGGUCAGAAGGUUGUACAGAAGGAGUUUAAAUUACCAGAAUUUGAAACUAUACCGGUUCCUGAAAAACCUAAGAAGGCUAAGCCAGUGGAAAGUGUUGAAACAAAAGACAAAACGAGUCCCUCACUGCAGAAGCCACUUGAAGCUCUUUCAAAAAAGAAAUUGAAGCGCAAGGAACUGAGGAAAUUACAAAAUCAAGCAAAAUUGGAAAAGUCUGUAGAAAGUGGUAAAGCAAAUGAGAGCAAUAAUACCCCUCUGCAAAAGCCAGUUGAAGAACCAACAAAAAAGAAAUUGAAGCGCAAGGAACUGAGGAAGUUGGCAGAGAAUCAAGGGAAAUUGGAAACAUCUGUAGAAAAAGUUAAAGCAAAUGAAAGUGAGGAGAAUAAUCCCCCCAAGAAACUGAAGAAGAAGCAAUUAAGAAAAUUGGCCAAAAUUGAAGCAGAAGCUCAAAAGCCACAAGAAGUUUUACCACAGAAAAAAUUGAAACGUAAGGAAUUAAGGAAAUUAGCUGAAAAUCAAUCCAAAUUAGAAAAUCCAACUGAAGAGAAACAAGAAAGUCAAGAUGAGGUACAAAAUGAUAAGAGAAAUGACAAAAAUAGUAAGUUGGAGCAUAUCAAAACUGAUACUGUAAUGAACUUUGAGACUGAGAAGUCUCAAAUAAAUUCAACAUAUGACUUACCGAAUGGUUCACUCAAGAGAUAUCAUGUAGAUGAUGAAAAUGAAGAACCAGAUGCAAAGAAAACAAAAUCUGAUAUACCUCUGAAUAAUGCUCAAAAACGAAUUAAAGGUAAAGAGACCAAGUUAAAGUAUCAGGAGAAGAAAGCUUGGGUUGAUGAAGAUAACGAUAGAACUGUUUUUAUUGGAAAUGUUGAUGUGAAUGUUUCCAAGAAAACACUUACUGGGCUUUUCAGCAAGUAUGGAAAAAUCGAAAAUAUAAGAUUCAGGGGAGCCCCUGUUGCGGACGUCCGUACACCGAAGAAAGUGGCUAUUAUUAAGAAGGAAUAUCAUGAUAAAAGGGAAACUUUGAUUGCUUUCGUCAAAUAUGACAAAAGGGAAAGUGCCUUGAAAGCAAUCGAGUUAAAUGGAAGUUUAUUGAAUGAUAAGCAUUUGAGAGUGGAUAUGUGUGAUGCAGAGAAGAGUCCAGAGAAGGCCAAUGCAAUUUUCAUUGGAAACAUAUCUUUCACUACUGAAGAGGAGAAAUUGUGGGAAACUUUUGCGCCUUGUGGAAAAAUCGUCAGUGUCCGUUUAAUUCGAGAUAAGGUGACGAAUAUCGGCAAAGGUUUUGGAUACAUCAAUUUCGAAUCAGCCGAUUCUGUGCAUUUGGCGCUGAACAUGGGGGAGGUACAAAUUGAUAAUAGGACUCUAAGGAUUUCCCAAUGUGGAAACAAGAGUGAGAAGAAAAGGGAGAAAAAGGCGAUCAGAGCGGAACGACGAACAAAUAACUUUGGAAAUGAUACAAAACAAAGAGUUAAAAAAGAAAAUAUGGAUUAUCAAGGAUUCAAACAAGACAAGAAGUCCAAGAAGAAGAGAAUGGACAGAGGAAUGUUAGCUAAGAAGAGGCUUGUCAACAAAGUAGCUCCUAGGUCUAAAGAAUAAAUGUUACUAAAGAACAAUUUUAUUAAGCUUUUCCUGCACCGGUUUGGGAAAAGCCAUUUCAUUUCCUUUCGCACAUUGUAUACAG
This is a messenger RNA of Nicrophorus vespilloides, 1817 nucleotides long. Its product is annotated as RNA-binding protein 34. Gene Ontology annotation, molecular function: RNA binding. The record is from RefSeq and is a predicted model, not a curated record. The transcript is spliced from 5 exons. Lineage: Eukaryota; Metazoa; Arthropoda; Insecta; Coleoptera; Silphidae. Gene Ontology annotation, biological process: mRNA splicing, via spliceosome. Gene Ontology annotation, cellular component: U2 snRNP; catalytic step 2 spliceosome; precatalytic spliceosome. The coding region runs from base 86 to 1732 and encodes 548 amino acids.